GCUGUUGGAGGUAACCAUGGCUGGCUGACUUGUUAAUUCUUUCUUCCUUGCAUUUGCCGUUCUUUCUCUCUCUACAAUGCCUUUGACCUUUUGCCAUAUCGCACCCUCUCUCUCACCAACACGCUUCUUCCUCUGCAGCCACGACCACCGUCACGAUUGCACCUUCGCCACGUUACCCUUUUCUCCUGACACCCUUUUCCACCCAACUCAAGAAAAACACCGCCACUCACCUCUCAAUUUCCACCACCUUCACUUAUCUCUUCACAUUUCCCACAUCUCUAGACACUUCUCGUGAUUCCCGUUUUUCUGGGUACCUUUUUUUACAACGCUUUUUAUUCUGUUUCAAACUCGUGCGGUCCUUUUCGUUUGGGUUCUUGUUCUCUGACAAUUCUGUUCCGGGAAAUGUCAGACAUACGUAAAAUGUGAUCAAGAGAUUUGAACCGUGUUUUCGUCACGUUGUAAGGACUAAUCUCUUAUUUGUGAGUCAACUUCACGAGUUUUUGGGAAUUGCGUUGUCGGGUUUCAUGUUUUCUUUUUCUCGGUGGUUUUUGGAUCAUGGGUUUUUGAGGUUUGUCACCUUCUGAUCCCUUUUUCAAUACCAACCCCUUACACUUGAGUUUCUUGAAGUUUGGAAUUUCCCAAGAUCUAAAUGACUUGAAAGUGUUAUCUUUCAAGGACCACUGUGAUGGAACCGGGAACCCCAUUAGAGAGUUCUUCCAAUUUUGACUCUUUAAUGUUUAAUUCAUCAUCACACAGAAGUACCGGGUCCAUUCAGUCCAGGAGUUCUGGUGUUAACAACUCCACCAGGGAAGUGAGUUUUGGCCACUUAGGAUCCAAGCCAGCGAGAUAUGGGUCAACGGGUGCUGAUUCCGAGUUUCUCAGUAUGUCUCAGAAGGAAAUACGUGAUGAGGAUGCAAGGUUGGUCUAUGUUGAUGAUCCUGAGAAGACAAAUGAAAAGCUUGAAUUUGCAGGGAAUUCGAUUCUUACUGGAAAGUACUCCAUCCUCACCUUUCUCCCAAGGAAUUUGUUUGAACAGUUUCAUAGAGUUGCUUAUAUUUACUUCCUUGCAAUUGCCAUUCUUAAUCAGCUCCCUCAGUUAGCUGUUUUUGGAAGGGGUGUUUCCAUUAUGCCAUUGGCCAUUGUGCUUCUGGUUACUGCUGUGAAGGAUGCAUUUGAGGACUGGAGGAGGCACAAGUCUGACAAAAUUGAGAACAACAGGUUCGGAUUGGUUUUGGUUAAUGAUCAGUUUGUGGAGAAGAAGUGGAAGCACAUUAGAGUUGGGGAAGUUAUUAAAAUUAGAGCAAAUGAAACCAUUCCUUCUGAUGUUGUGCUGCUCUCGACUAGUGACCCCACUGGGGUUGCGUAUGUGCAGACUCUUAAUCUGGAUGGAGAGUCUAAUUUGAAGACUAGGUAUGCAAAGCAAGAGACUCAAUCUAAGUUGCCAGAAAAGGAGAAGUUAAAUCUGUUGAUUAAGUGUGAGAAACCCAAUAGGAAUAUAUAUGGGUUUCAGGGUAAUAUUGAAGUUGAUGGAAAAAGGUUGUCUCUUGGAUCCUCUAACAUUGUUCUUAGAGGCUGUGAGCUCAAGAAUACCAAUUGGGCAUUGGGAGUUGCCGUGUAUUGCGGCCCUGAGACCAAAGCGAUGCUCAACAGCUCAGGAGCUCCAUCCAAAAGGAGUCUUCUUGAGACUCGCAUGAACUCUGAGAUCAUUAUGCUUUCUUUCUUUCUUAUAGCUUUAUGUGCAGUGACCUCAGUUUGUGCUGCUGUUUGGUUAAAGCGCCACAAGGAUGAGUUGAAUCUCUCACCUUAUUAUAGGAAGCUGGAUUUUUCAAAGGGGGAAGAGGACAACUAUAAAUAUUAUGGAUGGGGACCGGAAAUUGUUUUCACUUUCCUCAUGUCAGUCAUAGUGUACCAGGUUAUGAUUCCCAUAUCCUUGUACAUUUCGAUGGAGCUUGUCCGUGUUGGUCAGGCAUACUUCAUGAUCGGAGAUUCGAGAAUGUAUGAUAAGGCAACAGAGUCAAGAUUUCAGUGCAGAGCUUUGAAUAUUAACGAAGAUUUAGGCCAAAUUAAAUAUGUCUUUUCUGAUAAAACUGGCACACUGACUGAGAACAAGAUGGAGUUUAAAUGCGCAAGCAUCUUGGGGUUUGAUUACAGUUCAACGGCUGCCAAUCUUGAGAAUGAGCAAGUUGAAUACUCUGUUCAAGCGGAUGGGACGGUCUUUAAGCCAAAGAUGAUGGUGAAAGUUAAUCAAGAGCUUUUGCAAUUAUCAAAGAGUGGAUUUACAAAUGAAGAGGGGAAACAGAUUUAUGAUUUCUUUCUAGCAUUGGCAGCCUGCAAUACCAUUGUGCCUCUUGUUGUUGACACAUCCGAUCCUAUGGUCAAGCUGAUAGAUUACCAAGGGGAAUCACCGGAUGAGCAGGCAUUGACUUAUGCUGCCGCUGCGUAUGGUUUUAUGCUAAUUGAACGAACCUCAGGUCACAUAGUGCUUGAUAUUCGAGGAGAAAGGAAAAAGUUCAAUGUCUUAGGUUUGCAUGAAUUUGAUAGUGAUCGAAAAAGGAUGUCAGUUAUACUGGGGUACAGUGACAAUUGUGUGAAACUUUUUGUUAAAGGGGCAGAUACAUCCAUGCUUAGAUUGAUUGACAAAUCAUUGAACACAGACAUACUACAAGCAACCGAAACCCAUCUUCGUUCUUAUUCCUCUGUGGGUUUGAGGACACUUGUUGUUGGGAUCCGGGACUUAGAUGCUUCAGAAUUUGAGCAAUGGCACACUGCCUUUGAGGUAGCAAGUACUGCUUUGAUGGGUAGGGCAGCUUUGCUUCGCAAGGUCGCUAUCAAUAUAGAGAAGAAUCUCUGCAUAUUGGGUGCAACUGCCAUUGAAGAUAAACUGCAGCAAGGUGUGCCAGAAUCUAUUGAGUCUCUAAGGACUGCAGGUAUUAAAGUAUGGGUCUUGACUGGGGACAAACAGGAAACUGCCAUAUCUAUUGGAUACUCCUCUAAGCUCCUAACGAGCAGCAUGAUUCAAAUUAUAAUUAAUACCAACAAUAGAGAAUCAUGUAGAAGACGUUUACAAGAUGCCCUUGUCAUGUCUAGGCAAAACAUGACUGUGCCUAGGGUUACUCACAAUUCAGGAGGAAGUUCAGGAUCUGUUUUAACUCUAGCCUUGAUUAUUGAUGGUACCAGCCUUGUUUAUAUUCUUGACAGCGAGCUUGAAGAUGAAUUCUUUCAACUUGCAAUUAGAUGUUCUGUUGUUCUCUGUUGUCGAGUGGCUCCACUACAGAAAGCUGGGAUUGUUGCCCUUGUGAAGAAGAGGACAGAUGACAUGACUCUAGCCAUUGGAGAUGGUGCUAAUGAUGUAUCGAUGAUCCAAAUGGCUGAUAUUGGAGUUGGAAUCAGUGGACAGGAAGGUCGGCAAGCUGUAAUGGCUUCAGAUUUUGCAAUGGGGCAGUUUAGGUUUUUAGUUCCUCUCUUGUUGGUACAUGGACAUUGGAAUUACCAACGACUGGGUUACAUGAUAAUAUACAACUUUUACAGAAAUGCUAUCUUUGUUCUUGUCUUAUUUUGGUAUGUGCUCUUUACUGCCUUCACAUUGACAACAGCUAUAAAUGAAUGGAGCAGCAUGCUAUACUCAAUAAUCUACACUGCAUUGCCAACUAUUGUUGUUGGUAUUCUCGACAAGGAUCUUAGUAAAAGGACUCUCCUAAAGAAUCCUCAGCUUUAUGGGGCCGGGCUGAGAAAUGAGGCCUACAACAAAAAGCUGUUUUGGUUGACAAUGGCCGAUACUUUGUGGCAAAGCAUUGCUGUCUUCUUUGCUCCCCUUAUUGCAUAUUGGGGAACCACUGUAGACGUAGCAAGCAUAGGUGACCUUUGGACUCUUGCAGUAGUUAUUUUGGUUAAUUUGCAUCUGGCCAUGGAUGUCAUCAGGUGGAAUUGGAUUACUCAUGCAGCCAUUUGGGGCUCUAUUGUUGCAACUUUCAUAUCUGUCAUGGUUAUUGAUGCUAUACCAGCCUUUCCUGGUUACUGGGCUAUCUUUGAUGUUGGAGGCACUGCAUUGUUCUGGUUAUGUUUGGUUGGAAUUGUAAUAGCCGCAUUACUUCCCAGAUUAGUUGUAAAAUACGUUCACCAGUAUUAUUUUCCCAGUGAUAUUCAGAUUUCAAGAGAAACUGAGAAGUUUGGGAAUCCAAGAGACAAUGGAGGAAGACAGAUAGAAAUGCUUCCUGUUUCAGAUGGUCCAGUAAGAUAGCACAUGUUAGCUUGUUCCCUUUACACGAUAUCUUUUCUUUUGCAAAGUUACAUAUUCUUUAGGCUAAGUCACAGUGUUGCAGUUGGUUGCCAGAUUUCAUUGUUUCUAUCCGAAGGAUGGAGUUUUUGUUCACUUCAGAAGCUUCUUUUGUUGCUAUUAUUGUGUUGAUAUAUUAGCUUGUUGUAAAUUAAAAAUAUUAUAGCAGAUAAAGUACAAAGGUUGAUUACAUGUGAUAGUUUAAAUUUAUACAUCAAGAGUUUUAUUCA
This is a messenger RNA of Vigna angularis (adzuki bean), 4503 nucleotides long. Its product is annotated as phospholipid-transporting ATPase 1. Gene Ontology annotation, cellular component: plasma membrane. The coding region runs from base 686 to 4237 and encodes 1183 amino acids. Gene Ontology annotation, biological process: phospholipid translocation. Lineage: Eukaryota; Viridiplantae; Streptophyta; Magnoliopsida; Fabales; Fabaceae. The transcript has 7 exons. Gene Ontology annotation, molecular function: ATP hydrolysis activity; magnesium ion binding; ATP binding. The record is from RefSeq and is a predicted model, not a curated record.